CUUCCGCGGCGGGGCGCGCAGCGCACAGGGCGGGCGCUGGAUGCGCCGCCGGGGGGAGGCGGGCGGGAGCCGAGCGGGACCCCGCGCAGCGGCGCGGAGCGCGGCGCGAUGAGCGCGGGUAGCGGCGCCGCCGCCGCGGCGGGCACCGCCACCUCCGCCCUCUGCCUGCUCCUCUCGCUCACCGCCGUGGCCGUCUGCCUGCUGCUGGGCGCCAAGACGGCGGAGCUGCAGGGCCGGCUGGCCGCCCUGGAGGAGCGGGGCGCCGCCGGCCCCGGGCCGCUGCUGGACGCGCUGCAGCCCCGCGUGGAGCAGCUCUUCCGCGAGAAACUGGGUGAAGGACUAGCAAAGCUGCGGACGGCGAGAGAGGCUCCGUCAGACUGCAUGUGCCCCCCAGGCCCUCCAGGGAGGCGGGGAAAGCCUGGCCGGCGAGGAGAACCUGGACCUGCAGGGCAGUCAGGACGCGAUGGUUACCCGGGGCCUCUUGGUCUGGAUGGCAAACCAGGACCUCCAGGACCAAAAGGGGAAAAGGGUGAAGCAGGGGACAUCGGCCCGAGGAUGGUUUUUCCCCGGCUCAAUCACGGAUUUCUGGCUAACGAUCAGCUUGUCUUUAGCCGGCGAGUGCUGAAGGGCGAUCAAGGUCGAGAUGGAGCCACUGGCCCCCCUGGUCUGCCAGGACCCCCAGGUGCCCGGGGGCCUCCCGGUGACACGGGAAAAGAUGGCCCAAGAGGACCUCCGGGCCCCCCUGGUUUCAAAGGUGAGCCGGGAGAGGACGGCCUCACGGGUGCCAGGGGACCUCCAGGACCAAAGGGUGAGCCUGGUAUCCAAGGGAAAAAGGGUGAUGAUGGGAUCCCCGGGGAACCAGGACUUAUGGGCCCUAAGGGAGAAAAAGGAAGCACGGGUCCCAGAGGAGAAAACGGCACAGAUGGCUUGCCAGGAGACAAGGGUGAACCUGGUGAGAAGGGAGGAAUCGGCUCCAUCGGACCCCGGGGUCCCCCCGGCCUGAAAGGGGAACAAGGUGACACGGUAGUGAUUGACUAUGACGGCCGAAUCCUGGACGCGCUCAAGGGUUCGCCGGGUCCCCCAGGGCCACCAGGCCCCCAAGGCGCUCCAGGUCCCAAGGGAGAGCUGGGCUUGCCAGGUCCGCCUGGACUGGACGGUGAAAAGGGUCCCAAAGGAGCGAAGGGUGACCAGGGCAGCGCAGGGAUCAUGGGACAGAAAGGGGAAACAGGAGAAAUGGGCUUAUCAGGGCCACCGGGUGCAGAAGGGCCAAAAGGAGACAAAGGAGAAAAAGGAGACACCGGGUCACCAUGUUUGCAGAAUAAUCACAUCAUACCUGAGCCCGGCCCCCCUGGAUUGCCCGGCCCUAUGGGUCCUCCAGGAAUCCAGGGGCCUAAAGGCUUGGACGGUGCAAAGGGAGAAAAAGGUGACAGCGGUGAGAAGGGGGACCAUGGCGACGCUGGACCCACUGGUCUCCCCGGUGCUCCAGGGCUCAUUGGUUUACCCGGUACCAAAGGAGAGAAGGGAAAGCCGGGGGAGCCAGGAUUGGAUGGUUUCCCAGGUCUCAGAGGAGAAAAAGGAGAGAGAAGCGAAAGAGGUGAGAAGGGUGAGCGAGGAAUACCGGGGAGAAAAGGAGCCAAAGGACAGAAGGGGGAACCAGGUCCCCCCGGACUGGAUCAGCCUUGUCCCGUGGGACCAGAUGGACUGCCAGUAGCAGGAUGUUGGCAUAAGUGAUCUCUGAGCAUGAAGCACAAUAUGUAAAUAAUGUGAUAUAUUUUGACCUUUUUAAAUUUUUGUAUAAAAAAAGGAAAAAAAACCUUUCGACAGUAAUAUAUUGACCUUUUUUUAUACUGGAUUCUGUCUG
Grus americana (Whooping crane) is the source of this 1861-nucleotide messenger RNA. It is a transcript of the gene COL23A1, whose product is annotated as collagen type XXIII alpha 1 chain. Lineage: Eukaryota; Metazoa; Chordata; Aves; Gruiformes; Gruidae. The transcript has 30 exons. The record is from RefSeq and is a predicted model, not a curated record. The coding region runs from base 109 to 1731 and encodes 540 amino acids.